GGAAAUUGGAUUAAAGCGCGCCGCUCCACGCACGCGCGCGCGCUGUUUCUCGGUGCUCUCCAGGUAGUGUGCCCGCGCUCUUCGCAGAGGAAUAAGCGUCUUCUCCCUCCGUCGCCUGUCACCGGUAUAUGGAAGUCAUACUCGUCCCACUACGGCCCUCCGUUCCGCAACCACUACCUGACACCACCACACUGCCCUGCCUGCUGGCUCCCCCUCUCACCACCUCCACCACCAUCAUGGCAGCCGUAGAUACCAAGUCCCUGGACGGCCCCUCUGUCACCCUUACUGUCAGGUUGAUUAUGCAGGGGAAGGAGGUUGGCAGCAUCAUUGGUAAGAAAGGUGAUAACAUCAAAAAGUUUAGAGAAGAGAGCGGUGCCAAAAUCAACAUCUCCGAUGGCUCCUGUCCUGAGCGGAUUGUCACAGUUACGGGCUCAACAGAAGCCAUCCUCAAGGCAUUUUCCCUCAUUGCAAGGAAAUUUGAGGAGGCGGCAACCCCAACACUUCAGGAGCUACAGAACAGCGGGACACAUCUCCCCAAGCCUCCUGUUACCCUACGGUUGAUUGUACCAGCCAGCCAGUGCGGAUCCCUCAUUGGCAAAGGAGGUUCCAAAAUCAAAGAAAUCAGGGAGGUCACAGGUGCAUCUAUUCAAGUUGCAAGUGAAAUGCUUCCAAACUCCACCGAACGGGCUGUGACAGUAUCUGGGACAGCCGAUGCGAUUACGAAGUGCAUCUACCAGAUUUGCUGUGUCAUGAUGGAGUCUCCCCCAAAAGGGGCAACAAUACCAUACCGUCCAAAGCCAGCCAUGCCACCGGUGAUAUUUGCAGGCGGUCAGGCUUACACUGUUCAGGGACAGUACGCAAUUCCGCAUCCUGAUCCGGGUACAGUGCCCGCUCCCACCGCCACCAAUAUGGCGGGCGUGAAACAGCCGACCAACCUCUCGUGCCCCUCGUGUUUCUUUGUUCCCGCUCCGCAGCUGACCAAGCUCCACCAGUUGGCACUGCAGCACGCGCCUCUGCUCCCUGGGCACAGCGUGGGUGCCAUCAACCCACAAGCAAGUCUGACAAUGCGGUACACUAGUGACAUUCCAUCUCUAGCUGCGCUGGCAACAACAAACAACCUGCGGCCAAACACGGCAGCUGCUGCCAUAGCAACAGCAAGUACCACGACAACUGAAAUGACCAUACCCAACGACCUCAUAGGCUGCAUCAUUGGGAAAGGAGGAUCGAAGAUAAAUGAGAUACGACAACUCUCCGGAGCCACAAUAAAGAUCUCAAAUUCUGAGGAGGGAUCCAAGGACCGAUCUGUCACCAUCUCGGGGACGCCCGAAGCAAUCAACUUAGCUCAGUACCUCAUCAACACUAGCAUCCAGAAUGCUCAGUUGCCUUUGCUCUGGAAGAACAUGGCUGUUGCUCCUCUGAACUGAUGUUCUCCCGCUGUGACCCCUCGCAGCACCCCAUGCUGUCACUACUCAGCCACCGCUGCUGCUACUCUCCUAGCUAGUGCAGCUGGUGCACGACAUCUUAUUCUUCGUCUGUAUUAAUUUUUUUGCACACAGUUACGAGUCUCUGCACACAACACACACACUAGUGGUAUAGUGCUGUCUUCACCACUCUCUCUCUCUCUUUUACGAACCGCUUAUAACCUGUCACGUGACCCCCAUCAUAACAGGAAGACUGACAAUCAUCUCACUGGACGAGAUGACCUUAUUUAUUUACUUUAUUUAUUGAGUCGAACCUACUUAUGACGGUGGCGGCUGGAAGUCGCCGGGUAAUAUAUAUGGGUGUGGAAGUGUCCUGGCACAUUCUUGGCCCUACCAUUCUAAAAGUUAGAGGCAAUAUUUUGUAACAAAUGCUGUCGUUGCAAGUGGUUUUUAAGAUGUGCUACCUCUUGUAUGCACAAGAACAGCCUUCUUAUUGUUAUUAUUAUUAUUUUAUUUAUUUAUUUAUUUGUUUAUUUUUUUGUGUGCUGAGAGUUCCGAAUGGUGGUCGACAUGUAACCAGAGCACAGGAACCAUUGGAGUUUUUUUAAAUAUUCUAGUAUUCAGUUGUAUCUUCAGUUGCCCUUUAUUCAUUAUCUACGUACUAUUUACUAUAUUAUCUACGUAAGACAAGAAGUGCAGGUUUUUGUAUUUACUGCUCCAGGUCAGUUUUGGGUUGCUGUGCGACACCUUCUUCGCAGUGAAGAAGGCUAUCGAUAAUAAUUUUUACGACGUUAAGUUUAUGACUGCUUUUGACUGUCUCACACAGGGAUUACGUUGAAGCACACUCUUUACUGACACCAGUGGUACCAACCGUUCCCCACGUAAAAGGAGUUCGCAACCGCUGGAUGUCAUACCAGUCAGACGCAUAUCAGUUGCCAAAUCAGUAGACGUGUUGAGCCAGUUUUGCUUCAUCUCCACUUGUACAAGAUUGGGUACUGGAUUCUAACUAUAAUUUCAAAUGUAUUGCUGCAGUCUUCACCAAAGUUUUACGCUAAAUUCUCUCACAUAUCACGCCGUUGCGGACCAGGAGAUAUUUCCGCUGGAAAGCCACAUAGAUUGUAACACUUUUGAGAGCCCUGUCAUAUAGCAGCCACGUGCUGUGGUUUUUCCCCCCCAAGAGCACUUCCGAGUCGACAGAGCAUGAUUGCUUCACCGAGAGAUCGGGCAGUGACAGCCUUGCCUCCCUUGCUACGAACGCCUUUCUUUUUCCGAGAAGCCUUUACAGCUCAGGCUGUUGGAAGGCCUGUGGGCAUGGCAUAUCAAAGCUGCUAUAAUUAACAUGAACUUGCAACGCACCUCCCCCCGAAAGAAAAAUAGCCCUAGUUCAAAGUGAGCGCUGACCAAUUAGAAGAAACUAUAGAGCCAGAGGGACAUAUCACUAUUAGAGUCAGUAGAGAAGCUCUGCUUCGGAGCACGGUCAAGGAUCUGCAGGAGCUCCGACAUCUCAUAGCUGCGUCAGUACGUAGCAGCUACCCCAAAAAGGAGGACGUGACUAGAAACCAAUUCUUAUAAACAAGUCUUACGCGGAUACUACUUCAAAAUGAUAUGUCGUUCUAGUCUUCUACGCCAGUCUAGCAGGCGGCUUCAAUCGUCCUGGUCUGGUGCUGCUGUCUGCAGACAGUGCAGAUGCCAUGAUGUGCGGAGAGUCAGUGACCAACUUCAUGUCUUUGGGUCUCGUGGAUGUAGAGAAAGAUUUAGACGGGUGAAAUAGCGAGAAAGAGCAAAUAACGCGAGACAAGAUCGAAGCUCUCCGCUCGCUGACAGUGCCCUGGUGCCGAGCUUGUCCAGUGGCUCUAAUCACCGUCACAUUAUUUUUCCACGAAGCAAAAUGACGUGCCAACGUUUUCAUGACAGCCAGCGAAGCUUCGAUGGAAGCGCAAAAGGCAUUUUUGUCGGAGAAUAUAUCCCCGUGUAUAAAGUCAUGAGUUCCCGUAGAAAUUCCUUCAUGAGCUGCAAAUUUCUUUGUUUCCAAACCCCGUAGUUUGAUAUGAGUGUUUUUGUCUUUUGCAAAAGCGUCACUACACUCAAGCUAUGCACUCUUCUCAAUGUACAAAGGACACCAAGAAAUGAAGAAAAAAAAGCGUUACUGUAGAAAAAUACCGGAAACCACCAAGUGUAAGAUAGACGUGAGAUACAGGAUUGAUCGCAAAACCAAAUUUACGUGAAAAGAUCCCACCUUUCGUGCUGUAACGUCGUGUUAGUUGUUUUACAGUUUUUUGUUUACCUCGCAGUAACCCUGUCUUUCUGGGCUGUAAUUUUGAUGUAUAUCUAGCACCCAAUUAUUCAAAAUGCAGGCUUUAUCUGUUACUUGUCCGAAAAUAACAAAUUUCGGUACUGAUGAGAAAAAUUCAAAUGGGACUUCACAUAAAUAUUGACUAAACAUGGGAACAGCAGAUUAGCAUGAUUUUUUUUUUUCCGCUUUGCUAUAUUUGAUGCAUUGAAUAUAUCGAAGUAAAAGUUGGCAACCUAUAUCAAGACAGAAGAAGAAACAUUUUAUUGCACAUUCAAGCAUUUUGCAGUAGGCUUACUAAAGCCUGUUAAUUCAACUAUACAAGCACCGCAUUUUUAGUUCUUAACACAGGAACUUCUGCAUUGUAUCCUGUAUUGUCCUCAGUGCUCUGGCAGUUAAGGACUUGCAUAUUUCAACAAAGAUGUGAUAUCUUCGCACAGUAAUUUAACGGUAACAAUAAGUACUGCAAGUACUGCAAUAUCAGUAUUUAUGUACAAUAACAGGUGCGAGUUAUACAUUGAAACAUACAGUUAACAUACACGUUAGUCUAGUCGUACGCUGGAAAUGGUCUUAUGAGGGCACGCCAUUCUUUCCUGUCUUCAUGCGUUGUCGUAAACGGUGCUAAACAAUGCUGUGGCAGAAUGCAUGACAUGUCAUCUUUUUUCAUUCAAGUAUGUAUUACGAGGACUUUUUGUACAUAUAAUGUCAAGUUGUUAUGCGUUGGGUGCCAUUUAUACAGUUCAUUCUGUGGGUAACUAAGCAAGUCUAUGCACACUGUUAGAUUGAGCAAAUGCAGCUAAAAAAUUUGUCUGCUUUAAAAAAAAAAAUGUCUUAGCCAUCCUAUGCUUCCUCGCGGACAACAGCAUGUUGUGAUGUCGGGUACUUAGUCCCAACAUUGCUCUGUCUUCUUCUUCUUUAUUAUUGUUACUAGUAUUUCCCCUGUCUCUCUUGUGGCCAUGGAGGUUUUAUGCUAAAACAAUACAAGAACAAGCCACAAUCGUUUCAGAUUCGUGUCUGCGGUCAACAGCUGGUCAUGACUGCGGCUACCAUGCCGAAAUCGGCUAACAUUACAAGGUAUAUAUUGUCGCACGGCAUAUAUGUCUGACGGUCACAUGACUUGAUUUCAGUGUUGCAGGACAACAUUUACCAGAAAAUAUAUUAUGGACAUCACCAUACACUAAAAUUCAUGAUUUUGGAUUACGUAUCGCACAAAAGCAACAUACAGUAAGGACAAAUGACUAAGAACAAGAACUAAACUUGCAAUGUGAACAAGAACACUAUCGUCUGAGAAAUAAAGACAAUUCAUGUGACAAAUAAAACAAAGAACGGCUGUGAAACUCCUACCUCCACAACCUUCAAAACCAAAACGUUUUUCUCAUUAGUGACAUGACCUGAUUCUGUAACGUUCCAGUUUCUAAAUUUGCUAAAUGGCAAACCUGCAUAUUGAUAGACAGGCAACAGUGCUUAGCUUCACUAUGUUGCUCAACGUAACCAGUCCAUUAUUUAUUCUGUUGUUGAAUUCAAGGGGGCGCAGUAAAACACCUAGCAUUCCUCAUUUAAGUAUCCAAUCAGCAAUAACAGUAGUAAUCAGUAACAGCAAUCCUUGCAUGCAAACAAUUAAUGUCCCACGGAACAUAUAUCUCAAAAUUGUUUUAGUCAGCUGGCUGGUGAGCUGUGGUCUC
Molecule: messenger RNA, 5393 nt
Organism: Ornithodoros turicata
Lineage: Eukaryota; Metazoa; Arthropoda; Arachnida; Ixodida; Argasidae
Product: poly(rC)-binding protein 3-like
Exons: 14
Coding region: 129-1424 (431 amino acids)
Biological process (GO): regulation of RNA metabolic process; regulation of gene expression
Cellular component (GO): cytoplasm; nucleus
Molecular function (GO): mRNA binding
Source: RefSeq, a predicted model, not a curated record